Molecule: messenger RNA, 1899 nt
Organism: Prunus armeniaca (apricot)
Lineage: Eukaryota; Viridiplantae; Streptophyta; Magnoliopsida; Rosales; Rosaceae
Source: the annotation of a GenBank genome assembly
AUGGCUUCGCCAAGUCCACUUCAGCACUUUUCACUGAAACCCAAGAGAGCCAACCUGUACUACAUGACGUUAGUCGCCGUCCUCUGCACGCUCUGCUACCUCGUCGGAAUUUGGCAGCACUCCACCGGCACCACCGCCCUCACCGCUGACAUAUCCACCUCCGACUCCUCCUGUCCCCCAAUCACCAGGAACACAACAAUCCACCUCGACUUCGAGGCCCACCACCGCGCCGAGGACCUCCCCCUACCUCCGGCGGCGGCGCGUGUGGCUCACCUGCCGCCCUGCGACGCAAAGCUCAGCGAGUACACGCCAUGCCAGGACGUCACGAGGUCGCUGAAAUUCGACAGGGAGAGGUUGGUUUACAGGGAGAGGCAUUGUCCGGAGAAGGGGGAGCUUCUCAAGUGCCGGAUUCCGGCUCCCCACGGGUAUAAGGUGCCAUUUCGGUGGCCGGAAAGCAGAGACUCUGUUUGGUACGCGAAUGUGCCGCACAAGGAGUUGACCGUGGAGAAGAAGAAGCAGAAUUGGGUUCAAUACGAAGGGGACCGGUUUAGAUUCCCUGGUGGUGGGACCAUGUUUCCUCGUGGUGCGGAUGCGUAUAUUGAUGAAAUCGGGAAAUUGAUCAAUCUCAGAGAUGGGUCUGUACGAACCGCCAUUGAUACCGGUUGUGGGGUUGCAAGUUGGGGAGCUUACCUUUUGUCCAGGGACAUCCUACCAAUGUCAUUUGCACCAAGAGACACCCAUGAAGGACAAGUUCAAUUUGCUCUUGAGAGAGGAGUUCCUGCAUUGAUUGGCAUUCUUGCUUCCCAGAGACUCCCUUACCCCUCAAGAGCUUUUGACAUGGCUCAUUGCUCUCGUUGCCUCAUUCCCUGGGGCCAAUAUGAUGGGCUUUACUUAAUCGAAGUUGAUCGAGUUUUGCGUCCCGGUGGAUACUGGAUUCUGUCUGGACCACCAAUUAAUUGGGAGAAGCACUGGAAAGGCUGGGAUAGAACAGCUGAGGACCUUAAAGCUGAACAGACUAUGAUUGAGAAUGUAGCAAAAAGCUUGUGCUGGAAGAAAUUGAAGCAGAAGGAUGAUCUUGCUGUUUGGCAAAAACCCACCAACCAUGUCCAUUGUAAGGUCAAUAGAAAGGUCUUCAAGAAACCAUCCUUCUGCCAAGCUGAAGAUCCAGACAAAGCAUGGUAUACUACAAUGGAGGAUUGUUUGACCCCACUGCCUGGAGUGAACAACAUUAAAGAAAUUGCAGGAGGGGAAUUGGCAAAAUGGCCAGAGAGGCUAACUUCAGUCCCUCCAAGAAUCAGUAGUGGGAGUGUGACAGGAAUUACAGCUGAGAUGUUCAGAGACAAUACAGAGCUGUGGAAGAAAAGAGUGGCAUACUACAAGACCUUGGAUUAUCAGUUGGCAGAGCCCGGGAGGUACCGGAAUUUGCUUGACAUGAACGCUUAUUUGGGAGGCUUUGCAGCUGCCCUAGUUCAGGACCCUGUGUGGGUUAUGAACAUUGUCCCUGUUGAGGCUGAGGUUAACACCCUUGGAGUCAUUUACGAACGAGGAUUGAUUGGAACUUAUCAGAAUUGGUGUGAGGCCAUGUCUACUUACCCAAGAACCUAUGACUUCAUCCACUCUGAUUCAGUUUUUAGUCUCUACAAGGACAGAUGCGAAGUUGAAGAUAUUCUUUUAGAAAUGGAUAGGAUUUUAAGGCCAGAAGGUAGUAUAAUUUUCCGGGAUGAUGUGGAUGUGUUGGUGAAAGUCAAGAGCAUCAUGGAUGCAAUGCAAUAUGAUGCCACAAUCGUUGACCAUGAAAAUGGUCCCAGACAUAGAGAAAAGAUAUUAUUGGCGGCCAAGCAGUAUUGGACAGCACCAGCUCCUAGCCAAGAUCAAGGAGAAAGCCAAACAGAUUCAUAG